GCAAACCCUUUUUUUCCUUUCGUUAUCUUCUUCCUCAAGCAAUUUUCCUCGGAUUUUUUUUUGGAUUAGAGUGGUGGUGGUGAUGAUGAGAAGGCAACGAGAUGAACAACAAUCUAGGGUUUUCUACGAUCUAUCAGCUCUUGUUUUGAAUCUUCUCCGUUCUCCUCCUAUGCCGAUUUCUUUACCUGAUCAUUUCCCGGAUCCGCCGGCUAGAAUUCGUCCUCCUCCUUCGCAUCGUUUUUCUUCGUCUUCGCCUUCCAUGGCUCAUAUUUCACCAUCGGGGUUCGCGUCGCUGCUUCUUGGUAUAUCUGUGGCUCUUAUGCUUUGUGGAUCUGUGACUUUCUUCAUCGGGUUUCUCUUGAUGCCUUGGGUUAUUGCUCUGAUUAUGGUUUUCUAUGUCGCUGGCAUCGUUUCCGCCAUUUCUAUGGUUGGGAGGUCGAUUCUAUGUUACGUCUUGACGCCACCUUCUCCCUCCGGAAAGGAGAUUUCUGGUAAAAAUUUCAUUCAAAUUUGUCAAAAUUGGUAGUUUCUGCUUUUGAUUUCAAUGAUUCAAGCUUUCUACUUUCGUCACGGAUCUGUUUAGAUUUCAAACAAAGUUUCCUUCUUGAUUAUCUCGAAAUGAUUCUGCUGGGUUUUGGUUCUUUCCUUAUCUUGUUUGAAAUGGAGGUUCGAAUUAGGGUUUUCUUGAAAGCAACAACGCAAAAUGGGAAUUUUUGAUGUUUGUUCUGUUUUUGACUGAAACGAUCUCGUUCUUUGCUUCCUCUUGGAUCAUGAUAGUCUUUGUUCCAUCAUUCAUUUUCACACUACUUUUGUUGUCUGAAAUUAAACCUGUGUUUGUUAGUUUCAUGUUCUUGCAAUAAUCUUGGUUUUGACAU
Molecule: messenger RNA, 875 nt
Organism: Arabidopsis arenosa
Lineage: Eukaryota; Viridiplantae; Streptophyta; Magnoliopsida; Brassicales; Brassicaceae
Source: the annotation of a GenBank genome assembly